Molecule: messenger RNA, 228 nt
Organism: Nannizzia gypsea CBS 118893
Lineage: Eukaryota; Fungi; Ascomycota; Eurotiomycetes; Onygenales; Arthrodermataceae
Exons: 2
Coding region: 1-228 (75 amino acids)
Source: RefSeq, a predicted model, not a curated record
AUGUCUACGCCAGGAAGAGACACAGGAGACGGAGACGAGAGACGAGAAAGACGCAGAAGACAGACAGAGAGGAAGUUUUCUUUUCCCCCAGCUACGAUCGAAGCUAGGAUGAGCACCAGCAGGAGGGAUGAAGGCAGACAAGAAGAGGCAGAAGAGGAAGGGGAAAAAAGGAAACACAGCUCUUACGUUAAAGGGGACGCCUAUGGAACCAUGUUGAAGAAAGGCUGA